UUGCUCUUUGCUACAUGCUACAAACUAACGAAUGGUUUAGACUUUAGAUGAAAAUAUGCUGUUUUAGAGACUUAGAAUUUUCUUACCACGUGGUUAAAAUAUCUACUAAAAAUAACCAUUCAGUCAGAGAGCCAGUCAGUCUUCAGUAGUGAGCAUUUACAAAUUUAAUUGGCUGAGGGCAUCGCAGAUUAGUGUUUGAAAUUGCUCUUUUGUUUUCAGACUUUAAUAGUCAUUUGCCUUGUUAUAAUUGAUGAUUAAAUAUUAAACAUUUAACGCUGAUUAAUCAAAUUAAAUUUCCCAAAAUGUUUGAAAAAAAUCUGAAAUCCCAUUGGACAAAAGGUAAUUUCAAACAUUAAACAGCAUUAAUAUCAAAGUAUUAACAAGUAAAACGAGAUAUCCCUCUCGUACUCGUAAUCAAUAACAUAGUUGGAACUGUUGUUCGCAGUGCAUUACCAUCUGUCGCAUGUUCACUGGGAGUAAGGAAUAAGGAUGUAGCGUGAGAUAUGAGGAUAUGACAGAAUGAUUUCAAAUAUAUUCCAGUUAAUGAAAGGACAAUGACCUGAACAAACACACAUACUUCCCGGAAGAUAUCAAAUACUCUUCAUUUAGAAGGCUGUAACUUCCGGAAUUGCAUUCUAUCUGAUCUCGGGUUGUAUUUGAUCGAUCGAAAAGAUAAAAUAAUGUUUGUUCACGUAAUUAAUAGAACAUGUCAGUGACGAAAUAAUUGAUAAAUUUCAUAAUUUAUGUUAUAAAUAAGACCUAAAGCUUAUUUCUGUGUCAGGUUUGCUUCCCAGUGCUGAUGUCGUGCGCGCAAUGUGCGGGUUGCAGACUAGCCCUCUGUAAUCCUGGGCUGUACGGAUUAAAUUGUAAUGAAACGUGUAAUCCUAACUGCCGUGCGGUUCCAUGUUCUUCGUGUUCGUGUGAAGUGUGUAACCAGUUCAACGGAAACUGUACAAACGGUUGUGAUUCGGGAUGGUUCGGUGCUAAAUGCGAAACAAUAUGUCCAGACAAGUGCAUGUACAUGGAAGGACAUUUAGAAAUUUGUAAUCGUGAAACAGGGAACUGUUUGUUCGGGUGCCAAAACGGUUACUAUGGAGAUAUGUGCAAUAACACGUGUCAUAUUGGAUGCACGGAUUCAUUAUGUGAAAACCCAAAUGGAACUUGUGUUAAAGGGUGUCUGGAUGGUUAUAAAGGGGAUUUUUGUGGUUCAUCUCCAGAUGAAGGUGGUCUGAACAAUGAUGAAAUUGCCGGGGCCCUCGGGGGAGCGUUUGUCGUCAUCUUGUGGGCAACCGUAGUUAUUGUUCUCAUCUUUGUUAUUUGGAGGAGACGUUUGAAAGACUAUGAAGUCUUUAACCGAAAUGACAAUUUCGGAAAUGAUUCAAACAGAAGCUCAAGCAGACGGCGUUUACGGCGACAUAGCAGUAGUUCGUCUGUAAGUGGAACAGCAAACCAUAUCCUUGCCGAGGAGCAUCAAUUCACGGAAGGCCAGAGACUGGUUCCUGUUCAUGUCAACAAACACAGACCUUUGAUUGAGAAAAGAUCAGUGACAUUCGAUACAGACUCGCCAGUACACUGCACGUGCACGUAUGGCGGAUCAUCACGAGACUUUUAUGUGUGCCAAGGUGUAGAGAUGGAACAGGAUGAAUAUGAACAAGAUCUACAAAAUCAUUUGCACGAAUUUCACGUGCAUUUUACAAAUGAACACGACACUGGACAAUUUCCUACGAGAAGAGCUUCGUCGGAGGGCGAUAUUAGUGAAUUAUCAGCUGUGUGGAAGCCUAUACGAUAUUAAACCACGGGAGGUACUUAUUUAAUGCAAGAGAGGUACUUAAGUAAUGUGGAAUUAUUUGUGGAAGACGUUCAAAUUCCAUUCCAAUAAUUAACGAUGACAUUCAAAACUGGUAUUGCUCAGUAUUUCUACUUAACAAUUCGUUCUAUAAAUUGUUUGCUUAAAUGCUAAAUACAACUACAUCUGUCGUGUGAUAUAAUAUGAUGGAAUUGUUUAUAAGAAAUCGUGUGGUAAAUGAGAAUAAAUAGUGAAUAUACAAUAUGCUUAGUAAAAUUAUGGAAUAACAACUCGAAGCUUAUGAUGCAGAAGUUCCUAAAAUGAUAGCACAUCCUCACUGAGUUUUAUCCUGUAUAUCAUUGUAAACAACUAGGCAAUAAACAUUAAAGAAUACUAAUGUCUGAGCCUA
Molecule: messenger RNA, 2195 nt
Organism: Mercenaria mercenaria
Lineage: Eukaryota; Metazoa; Mollusca; Bivalvia; Venerida; Veneridae
Product: protein draper-like
Exons: 5
Coding region: 800-1792 (330 amino acids)
Source: RefSeq, a predicted model, not a curated record